Molecule: messenger RNA, 3672 nt
Organism: Amaranthus tricolor (Joseph's coat)
Lineage: Eukaryota; Viridiplantae; Streptophyta; Magnoliopsida; Caryophyllales; Amaranthaceae
Product: LRR receptor-like serine/threonine-protein kinase FEI 2
Exons: 13
Coding region: 1688-3493 (601 amino acids)
Biological process (GO): protein phosphorylation
Molecular function (GO): ATP binding; protein binding; protein kinase activity
Source: RefSeq, a predicted model, not a curated record
GCACUCCCAGCUUGUGAAGAAAAGUAUUAUGGUGAGCACCGAGCAGUAGGUAGAGACUCGGUGAAGAGUAUGUAUAAUUGUCUAUGACGUUUGAGACCAAAUCAGAAAGUUGUAUAAUUCUACGAGUGACGAGAAUUGUAAGUACUUACUGCCAUAGAGUACAAUUACUUAUUGAUAUAAAUUAUUAAUUUUUGUUUUUACAAUUAUAAUCAAUGCGCCUUUUUAUAAACAUGAUUAUCAAGCCAUACACAAAGCUUUUGACAAUGGAUCACAUGUUCAAGCAAAUGAGCAAUGGCUUGUUACAAGCAGUAGCAGUUACAUUCGUAGUGCGAGCCUCCUUUGGUAGAGCUGAAUGAGGAUGUGAUCAUGUGACUCUUAAAUGUUAAGACAAUGAUAGAAGAGUUUCAUAGUAGGCUAGUAGCUAUAGAUGAGUUUGAAAUAGAAAUUCUAAUACUCCGGCAUCUAAGACUAAUGGUAUGGUGGUAAUUUUAAAGCACCAAAAAAUAAAGCAAAAAUUUAGAUGUUGUGAGAGAGUAAGGACUAAGUAAGAUAAUUGUUGAAUGAGACUCCAAAAUUUGUUAUCGGAGUUGUGUGAAGGACAAAACUAUUGAUUAUAGUUCUAUCAAUUUCCCUUUUUUCUAUAGGAAAUGUAGUAAAAUCGUAGUUCGAUGCGGUUUUUUUAUUAUUUUGUCAAGAGGUAUAAUGAGACGAUGAUUUAAAAGUAUGAAUUACUAUUGAAGUUUUUUGAAAGUCUAAUAAGCAAUAUGAGCUCACCUUUUAUUUAAAAAUACUUAUCUUUAUUCACGAAAAAUUUAAUAAAAAUACAAAAUAUUUUAUUAAUUUUUAAAUAAAGCAACAUAGUUGUUCCUCUACCCCAGCUCCAACUAACCACCUUUUUAGAAAAAUUAAAUCCAAAAACAGGGAGAUAAAAGAUUCAACCCUCAAAAGUACAAAUCUUUUACACUAUUGGCUUUAUGGUUUCAAAUUUUCAAAGGAGCAUGAGUGUAGAAUGGAACCUAAAUUCAAAUAGUAAUUCCCAUUCUUGCUCUGUUUCAUAAUACUAAAUGUGACAUGUUACGUGGAAAAAUAUUACUAUUAGUAGCAAAUAUUAUGAAACGGAGGAAGUAUAUAUUUGGGUUGUUGAACUUUACUAUUUUUUAUUUUUUUAUUCCCAUAUUAUUUUAUAAAAAUUAUCCCGCCAUUUGAAAAUGCAAAUCAAAAUUGAGACAAUGACCCCUUAUUUCUUCUCUUUUUCCUUCUUGUUCUUUCUAUCUCUCUCUAGUCUCUACCCUGCAAAGCACAACUUCCCAAGUGUUUUUUCUCCAUUUUACUGACCACUGCAAAAGACUACUCAACAAAUGGACCCAAUAAAUUAUUGUUAAAGGUUAUUGGAGUUUAAGUAUUCAAAUUCAUUAAUUAUGCUUAUUUUUCUUUUUUUUUGGUUAUUCAAUUGUCAUCAUAACACUAGUUCCCACUACUAGUAUACUCUUUCUUUUUCACAAAUAUCAUUGUUGUCCAAAGUUCAAAGCUUUACUAGUUCUUUGAGUUUGUCUGUAUUCUUUAUCCUUAAGAGAGUAUAAACUUGAAAACCCUAUUUUUUUCUUAUGAUUUUCUCCCUUUUUGUGAUGAGUUCAGAAGAUUCAGAACUUUGAAGGCCAAUAAUCCCAUCUUGAGCUAGAAAUUUUAAAUGGGUUUGUUAAUUUGGAUCUUUAAACUGGUUUUACUAGCUACCCUUUUCAGCAUUUGCCCUCUUGCUCUCAACUCAGAUGGUAUAACAUUGCUUGAAAUAAAGAAUGUGUUGAAUGACACCAAAAAUGCUCUUAGUAAUUGGAGGGAUACUGAUGAAACACCAUGUUUAUGGACUGGGAUUACUUGCAAUUCCAAAGACCAAAGUGUCAUUUCUAUAAAUUUGCCCUACAUGCAACUUGGAGGGAUAAUAUCUCCAAGCAUUGGGAAGCUUACUAAGCUUCAAAGAUUAGCACUUCAUCAGAAUAGUCUGCAUGGUUUUAUUCCACAUGAAAUUUCAAAUUGUUCUGAGCUUAAAGCCCUGUACUUGAGAGCCAAUUAUCUUCAGGGUGGCAUACCUUCUGAGAUUGGGAAUCUCUCUUCUCUGACCAUAUUGGAUUUGUCAAGCAAUUCAUUGAAAGGUGCCAUACCAUCUUCCCUUGGGCGUCUGUCUAGGCUUCGUUAUAUGAAUCUGUCAACAAAUUUCUUCUCUGGCGAGAUACCGGAUUUUGGUUCUCUGAGCGGGUUUGGGAGUAAUUCAUUUAUCGGUAACUUAGAUCUUUGUGGACGGCAAGUGCACAAACCAUGCCGGACCUCGCUUGGAUUCCCUGCAGUCUUGCCUCAUGCUGCAAGUGAUGAAGCUGCUCCCCCAAGUAAGCGGCCAUCUCAUUCGAUCAAGUGGUUGUUGAUUGGCGCAAUGUCCAUGUUAGGAGUAGCUCUUAUUGUAGUCUUAGCAUUCCUUUGGGUUUGGUCGUUAUCAAAGAAAGAAAGAGCUGCCAAGAAAUACACCGAGGUUAAGAAGCAAGUAGAACCCGAUGCAGGAACCAAGCUUAUAACUUUCCAUGGUGAUCUUCCAUAUCCCUCAUUCGAGAUCAUUGAGAAGCUGGAGGCUCUGGAUGAGGAAGAUGUUGUGGGUUCAGGAGGAUUUGGUACGGUUUAUAGAAUGGUCAUGAACGACUGUGGCACAUUUGCUGUCAAAAGGAUAGAUCGUAGUCGUGAAGGAUCUGAUCAAGUAUUUGAGCGGGAAUUGGAGGUCUUGGGCAGUAUCAAGCACAUUAACUUGGUUAACUUGAGAGGGUAUUGUAGGCUACCAACUUCAAAGCUUCUUAUUUAUGAUUAUUUGGCCAUGGGCAGCCUCGAUGAUUUGUUACAUGAACAAACUAAUAGCGGUGAGGUGCUAAGCUGGAGUUCUCGUCUGAAAAUAGCUCUGGGCUCUGCUCGUGGAUUAGCGUACCUUCAUCAUGAUUGCUGCCCACGAGUUGUUCAUCGUGACAUAAAAUCAAGCAACAUACUUCUUGAUGAAAACAUGGAGCCACACGUAUCUGAUUUUGGCCUCGCCAAGCUUUUGAAAGAUGAAGAAGCCCAUGUUACAACAGUCGUUGCUGGUACUUUUGGGUACUUGGCACCUGAAUAUCUGCAAAGUGGAAGAGCGACACAGAAAUCUGAUGUAUACAGUUUUGGUGUUCUUCUGUUAGAGCUUGUGACUGGCAAAAGACCGACAGAUCCAUGCUUUGUUCAGAAAGGUUUGAAUGUUGUUGGUUGGAUGAACACAUUACUAAGAGAAAACCGAUUAGACGAUAUUUUGGAUAGAAAAUGCCCUGAUGUAGAUUCAGAGGAAGCGGAAGCAAUACUCGAUAUUGCUUCUCGAUGCACGGAUGCAGACCCUGAUCGUAGGCCAUCGAUGAAUGAAGUUUUGCAGGUUCUAGAACAAGAGGUUAUGUCGCCUUGCCCGAGUGAUUUCUACGAGUCUCAUUCAGAUUAUUGCUGAAUGAUAAAAGGCUAGAAAUUGGAAUUCUUGUAGGUUGUAAUCCUACCAGCCUUUGUAUAUUCAAUUAGUUAAUUUUGUUGUGCAUUUUGUUAUGCACCAACACCCCUUUGAAUUGCUGUGGUUAAAGCAAUACUUUAUGGGCAAAGCCUUCGUCUCGUUUGAUUAUCGAGUUGUCUUAA